AUGGAAAGUGAGCCUGACUUAUCAGAUGGUUACUGGAUGGUUGGAGUUAAAGAUGGAGGUUGUGGUCUGGAGCUCCUCCUGGUCCUGUGGGGGUUGGAGUUAUCUCACCCGUGCCCACGUCACUGCAUCUGCUACACCUCUCCCAGCACGGUCAGCUGCCAGGCCCACAACUUCCUGUUUGUGCCGGAGGGCAUCCCAGCCCAGAGCGAGCGCGUCUUCCUGCAGAACAACAAGAUCCAGCGCCUGCUUCAGGGUCACUUCAGCCCGACCACCGUCAUGCUUUGGCUCUACUCCAACAACAUCUCCUACAUCCAGCCCUCCACCUUCAUGGGCUUCACCCGCCUGGAGGAGCUCGACCUGGGGGACAACCGGCACCUGCGCUCCCUGGCCGUGGAUACCUUCCAGGGGCUGAGCCGUCUUCACGCUUUGCACCUCUACCACUGUGGCCUCGUGAGCCUGCCUGGUGGAAUCUUUGAAGGCCUGCACAACCUGCAGUAUCUCUAUCUACAGGAUAAUGAGCUCGAGUUUUUAGAGGAUGAUCUCUUCGUGGAUCUUCUGAACCUCAGUCAUCUCUUCCUGCAUGGGAACCGUCUGUGGAGCCUGCACCAGAACACGUUCCGCGGGCUCGGGGCCUUGGACCGGCUUCUGCUGCACCAGAACCGGCUGCAGUGGGUCCAUCGCCUGGCCUUCCACGACCUUCGCCGCCUCACCACCCUCUACCUCUUCAACAACUCGCUGCCCGAGCUGCCUGCCCAGAGCCUGGCGCUCCUGCCUGCCUUGGAGUACCUGCGUCUCAACGACAACCCCUGGGAGUGCGACUGCAAGGCCGUACCGCUCUGGGAUUGGCUGAGACGCUUCAGGGGCUCCACCUCUUCGCUCUUGUGCGUGGCCCCGCCCGAACUCGCCGGCCGCGACCUGAAGCGGCUGAAGAAAGAGGAGCUGCCCAGCUGCUCUGGGUCAGAGUCCUUGCACCAGAGCAAAUCCGGCAGCCAGGGGGACGUGGGAGUGUCCCUGAAGAAGGAGCACCAUCACCGGUCGCACAACCACCAUCACCAUCCACAUCUUCCUCACCAGGAUCAGCACUAUCCGCCUUCUCCGUCACCCCUUCCCAAACCCCCGGCCGGGGGCAAGUCCGGCCGGGCCAGGAACUGCACGAGGCAACGGGGUCGAAAGGCCAAAGGUCAGAACGAAGUGUACAGCCUGAAGGGGCCGGACGACCAGGAGUCGGGCAGCAAAUACGACCCCUCGGUCCCUGGCGGCUCGCCCCCCCGGAGAAAGAAUAAGUGCAUCCCUCGGACAUCUAUACGCCCCCCCAGCGGGGUUCAGAGAGCCAGCAGCGGAGGGUUGUCCCACCUCAGUCCGGGUCUGCUCACACCUUUGAGCCUUCUCCUCUCUCUGUCUGCCCUCAUAGUCCGCUGA
Chanos chanos (milkfish) is the source of this 1419-nucleotide messenger RNA. RefSeq names its product reticulon 4 receptor-like 1a (gene rtn4rl1a). Gene Ontology annotation, cellular component: plasma membrane. The coding region runs from base 1 to 1419 and encodes 472 amino acids. The transcript has 3 exons. Gene Ontology annotation, molecular function: protein binding. The record is from RefSeq and is a predicted model, not a curated record. NCBI's taxonomy places the organism in Eukaryota, Metazoa, Chordata, Actinopteri, Gonorynchiformes, Chanidae.